AUGGCCCUCUGCGCAACCGCCAAUUCCCGAACGCGGCAGAGCCUGGCCGAAAGCAAGGCCUCCCCUCGCUCCUUUUCCAUCGAGAGCAUUUUGGGACUAGAACCGAAGAAGGAGAGCAGCCCAGCCAUCCCUCCCGCCAGACCCUGGACAGAUCCCUGCCGCCCCUUAGGAGAAGAUGGAAAUCCAUGCCUAUCCAUCCCCAUCUUUCCCAGCAACAGCCUGCUCCCUCACCCUGGGAAUUAUCCUAUACCAGAAGAAAGAAUCUUGAAAUUUGAGAAAUAUGUGUCAGCCUCAGAAAGACUGUCUUUUAAAAGAGAGCUGAGUUGGUAUCGAGGCAGGAGACCAAGAACUGCUUUUACUAGGAACCAGAUUGAAGUACUGGAAAAUGUCUUUAGAGUAAACUCCUACCCUGGUAUUGACGUCAGAGAAGACUUGGCUCGGAAAUUGAAUUUGGAGGAAGACAGAAUCCAGAUUUGGUUCCAAAAUCGCCGGGCAAAGCUGAAAAGAUCCCACAGAGAAUCCCAGUUCCUAAUGGUGAAAAACAAUUUAAAUACAAACCUCUCCAAAUAG
Molecule: messenger RNA, 570 nt
Organism: Trichosurus vulpecula (common brushtail)
Lineage: Eukaryota; Metazoa; Chordata; Mammalia; Diprotodontia; Phalangeridae
Gene: HESX1
Product: HESX homeobox 1
Exons: 4
Coding region: 1-570 (189 amino acids)
Biological process (GO): regulation of transcription by RNA polymerase II; forebrain development; pituitary gland development
Cellular component (GO): nucleus
Molecular function (GO): RNA polymerase II cis-regulatory region sequence-specific DNA binding; DNA-binding transcription repressor activity, RNA polymerase II-specific
Source: RefSeq, a predicted model, not a curated record